GUUGGUGCUGGCCCUGGUGAGGGAUUUAAUGUCAACGUAGCCUGGACUGGAGGGCUCGACCCCCCCAUGGGUGACCCUGAGUAUCUGGCUGCUUUCAGGACCGUGGUGAUGCCAAUUGCACAUGAAUUCUCCCCUGAUGUGGUGCUGGUGUCAGCCGGCUUCGAUGCAGCUGAUGGCCACCCACCACCCCUGGGUGGCUACAAAGUCUCUGCUAAAUGCUUUGGCUACAUGACGAAGCAGCUGAUGAGCCUGGCUGGUGGAGCCAUCGUCCUGGCACUGGAAGGUGGCCAUGACCUUACAGCCAUCUGUGAUGCAUCCGAGGCCUGUGUCUCAGCCCUGCUGGGCAACGAGCUGGACCCUCUCCCAGAAGAAAGCAUGAGGCAGAAGCCAAACCCCAACGCUGUGCGCUCCUUGGAAACGGUGAUCCGGGUCCAGAGUAAAUACUGGGUGGCCGUGCAACGCUUUGCCUCCAAGCUGGGCUGCUCCUUCCUGGAGGCGCAGCACCACGAGGCAGAAGAGGUGGAGACAGUCACAGCCUUGGCCUCCCUCUCGGUGGCUGUGAUGGUGGAGAAGAGGCCACAAGACGAGCCGAUGGAGGAAGAGGAGCCCAUGAACCAGUGAAGAGCGAUGAUGUUCUCUGCUCCCCUGCUUCCAGGACGUGGCUGGGCUCUCCUGAGCCUAGCACUUGCUCUUCACUCCUGGCUUCCCGUUUGCCACAUCAUCCUCACUCCCUGAGUCAUGGUCCUGAAAUGGCCUGGACCUUUGGCUGCCACCUCUGCAGAAGGUCUCCCAGAAAGGAUGUUUCUGCAGCCAACCUGGAAGGCUCGGGACCGAUGGAAAACCACAAACUCCCUCUGCACGGCGUGGCUCUGCAAACCCAGAC
This is a messenger RNA of Antrostomus carolinensis (chuck-will's-widow), 883 nucleotides long. RefSeq names its product histone deacetylase 7-like. Lineage: Eukaryota; Metazoa; Chordata; Aves; Caprimulgiformes; Caprimulgidae. The annotation marks the transcript as partial. Gene Ontology annotation, molecular function: histone deacetylase activity. Gene Ontology annotation, biological process: epigenetic regulation of gene expression. The transcript is spliced from 6 exons. The record is from RefSeq and is a predicted model, not a curated record. Gene Ontology annotation, cellular component: histone deacetylase complex.